AUGGUUCCGGCAACCAACAGAGGAAAUGUGGAGGAGGAGGAGGAGGAAGCGGCAGAUGCAGCAGCAGGUCUUGUUUCAGAAGAAGCAUUGGAUUCUGCAACCAAUGAGGCAGCACAGGAGAGGAUGCUUGGAAUCACAACUCCAGCAGUAGCAGCAGCCACCGUCACCAUUGCAUCUGCUCCCUCAUCACCCAUUUUGGAAUUGAAUGUAAUCGAAACAUUCCUGCUGGGUGAAAUGCCUCAGCAGCAGCAGCAGCCGGAAAGGGUUUUCAACGCCAGCAGCAGCAUACAGGGUGAAUCGGUCUGGGCACCUGACCAGGAUGUUGCGUGUGCUACAGGAGUCAAUACAUGUGCCACCCCUGCUGGCCAGCCUGGCAUUGACAACUACCAAUGCUGCAGCGUGAAUUGGGAUGGCACUGCAGUUCUUUCCCCCUUGGCUGAUUCGUUUCCUCCUGCUCCCGGUGCAGGAGCAGCACAGGAACUGCUUCCCCCUGCUGCUGUGCCUCCUGAUGUGGUUGAUCUGGUUUUUGAGAAUUCUCAAAAACCAGCAGGAGCAGCACAGGAACCGCUCCCUCCUGCUGCUGUACCUUCUGACAUGGUUGAGCCUGGCUCAAUGCCGUCUACUGUUAGCAUGUCAGCGCCCUCUCUGCUCUCAUCUCAGUUAACCCACCCUAACCCCUCAAACUUCCGUGCAAACCCCUUGCAAGUUGCCACUCCUACUGCCACUGCGCAAGAACCAAUGCUGUCUACUGUUAGCAUGCCAGCGCCCUCUCUGCUCUCAUCUCAGUUAACCCACCCUAACCCCUCAAACUUCCAUGCAAAGCCCUUGCAAGUUGCCACUCCUACUGCCACUGCGCAAGCACCAAUGCCGUCUACUGUUAGCAUGUCAACGCCCUCUCUGCUCUCAUCUCAGUUAACCCACCCCGACCACUCAAAUUACCAUGCGAACCCCUUGCAAGUUGCCACUCCUACUGCCACUGCGCAAGCACCAAUGACGUCUACUGUCAGCAUGUCAGCGCCCUCUCUGCUCUCAUCUCAGUUAACCCACCCUAACCCCUCAAACUUCCAUGCAAACCCCUUGCAAGUUGCCACUCCUACUGCCACUGCGCAAGCACCAAUGCCGUCUACUGUCAGCAUGUCAACGCCCUCUCUGCUCUCACCAGUGCCUUCAUAUGCUGCUGCUACGCCUCCCUCCAUUGACCCUUUUGCUACUUCUCCGUCCGUUGCUGCUGCUCCUCCCGCUGUCACUCCUGCUCCUGCAUCUGCUGUUGCUGUGUAUUCUCUGGGGUGCAUCCCUUUUCCACAACCCAGGGGCAGAGAGGCUGUGAGCAGAGAGGCUGUUGCUGUCGAUUUUCUGGGGUGCAUAUUUCUCCCAGAACCCAGGGGCAGUGAGGCUGUGAGCAUGGAGGGGUGUUUGAAACCAGACGAGCUGUUUGAAGCGUGGUGCAACGGAUCCUUCACCCGAGUACUUCACGGCUUCUAG
Closterium sp. Naga37s-1 is the source of this 1482-nucleotide messenger RNA. The record is from the annotation of a GenBank genome assembly. Lineage: Eukaryota; Viridiplantae; Streptophyta; Zygnematophyceae; Desmidiales; Closteriaceae.